This is a messenger RNA of Wyeomyia smithii (pitcher-plant mosquito), 1741 nucleotides long. Its product is annotated as galactokinase-like. Gene Ontology annotation, biological process: carbohydrate phosphorylation; galactose metabolic process. Gene Ontology annotation, molecular function: ATP binding; galactokinase activity. Gene Ontology annotation, cellular component: cytoplasm; cytosol. The coding region runs from base 272 to 1468 and encodes 398 amino acids. NCBI's taxonomy places the organism in Eukaryota, Metazoa, Arthropoda, Insecta, Diptera, Culicidae. The transcript has 8 exons. The record is from RefSeq and is a predicted model, not a curated record.
CGUUAGCAGUGUAGUUGCGGACGUGCGAAUAACCGGAGGGACGCACUUUCGGCGUACUUCUCUUACUCAAUUGUCAGAGUUUCACCUGUACUUGAGGUCACUACGAACAUAAACAAAUGAGCUUAGCGAUAAGAUAUGCUGCGGGUUUUCGAAAGCAGCGUUCAGCUUAUAGUGCUCGUAAUUUGCUAAUAAAGUGGAUGGAUUAAAAACGGAAAACAUUCACAACAAGUAUUAAUUAUAUUGGAUUAUUUCGAAUAAAGACGACACCAGAAUGGUCUCCAAAGUAAUUAGUUUUGAUGAGGUUGUUAAAACAUCAAUUGAAACAUUUCGUAACACAUUCGGUUCCGAGCCCGAUAUUGCCGCCUGUGCACCGGGCCGUGUCAACCUAAUUGGAGAACACGUGGACUACAACGAUGGGUUCGUCCUGCCAAUGGCACUGCCAAUGGUGACUGUUAUUGUAGGAAAAAAGAACUACACUCCCUCGACUUGUGAUGUAGUAACCUGUUUUGAGGGCACCCGGGAGGAGAAGCGAACACAAUUCGACCUCAGUAAUAUCGCGCGAGGAACUCCCAAAUGGCUCAAUUACGUCAAGGGCGUGAUGUUUCACUUCGGUCAGGCGAUUCCAGGCUUCAACGCGGUCAUAAAUUCGAACGUUCCAGUUGGUGGUGGUUUAUCGAGCAGUGCGGCACUGGAGGUAGCGACCGCAACAUUUUUGGAGCAGCUAACAGCGCGGAAAAUUGAGAAGCCAAGCGAGAAGGCUCUAGUCUGCCAGAAGGCGGAGCACACCUUUGCCAACAUGCCGUGCGGAAUCAUGGACCAGCUCAUCUCGGUUUGCGGACAAAAGGAUCGGGCUCUAUUGAUUGACUGCCGGAACCUAUCUAUCGAACAAAUUCCAUUCGAUGCCGCUGGACUUGCGGUGCUAAUUUGUAACUCUAGCGUUAAACAUGAAUUGGCCUCCAGCGAGUAUCCGGUUCGACGUAAACAGUGCCAGCAGGCUUUGCAGUUGAUGGGACUGAAGAGCUAUCGGGAUGCCACCGAGAAGGACCUGAGCGCCUUGAAAGGAGCCGGCGAGGAGCUGACGCGACGGGCCCGGCACGUCAUCACCGAGAUCAAGCGCACGGUCGCCGCUGCCGAGGCUCUGAAGGAAAACGAUUUCGAGCAGAUGGGAAAAUUAAUGAUCGAGUCGCAUACAUCGUUGCGCGACGACUUCAACGUUUCGUGCCAUGAAGUCGACAUCUUGGUGGAGGCAACGGAGGGCGCUCCGGGGGUCCUGGGCACACGAAUGACCGGCGGUGGAUUCGGUGGCUGCACCGUGACUCUGCUGCGGAAGGAAAGCGUGGAGGCGGCCGUCAAGGAAAUUGAUACAAUCUAUUCGCGCAAAGUGGGCGGCAAAUAUCGGGCCCGAUUCUACCUGGUCGAACCAUCCGACGGUGCUAGAUUGAUUAAUUUGGGCCAUUACUGCGAGUAGUCGCUGGCCGACUCCUGGUACCCGGGACGUGCUGCACGGCGAACCGGAGCGGCAUCAGCGGGGCCAUGAUUAGGCACAAAUCAAACAGAAUUGUUAGGGCGGAUGUCGAUAGUGAAUAGGGUCGUACCGGGUUGUUGGCUUUAUGAGCCGUAUUUCUGGCAGUUAAUCACGUUUGUUGGUGUUUGAUGGAUUGGUAAGAUAACCGUAAUUCAAGUAGCAUUUAAUUAUACAUUUAAAACGGAUAAUAAAUUGAUCUUUUUGUUUAUUGAUUCA